Linum tenue is the source of this 3280-nucleotide messenger RNA. The record is from the annotation of a GenBank genome assembly. Lineage: Eukaryota; Viridiplantae; Streptophyta; Magnoliopsida; Malpighiales; Linaceae.
AGGCUCAGAAAGGCCCGUUGCUUCUCUCCCGCCACACUCUCUACCCAAGAAUGCAGAUUCUCUCAGCUCCAUCGUCCCGCUAUCUCCCCUUUGAAAUCUCGAAGCCGCAAUCGAAGCAGCCAGGAAUUUCCUCACCGGAGAAGUGGCUUCAGAUAUCGGUAACGAAUCCUUCCUCAUCGCUAUUUCCUGCUCUGAGAAGCAGCAGCAGCAGCUCUCACAAGCCGUCCUGCUGCUUUACAACGAGAGCUGCUUCUACUGAAGUUGGUGCUUCCGAGACAUCGGCUGAAUCGAGAUCAUCCGCCGAGAGCGACGUGCUGAAGGCCUUGUCUCAGAUUAUCGAUCCUGAUUUCGGAACGGACAUUGUGACUUGUGGAUUCGUCAAAGACCUAGAGAUAGAUGAAGCUCAAGGAAAGGUUUCGUUUAGGUUGGAGCUCACUACCCCGGCAUGUCCAAUCAAGGACUUGUUUGAGAAGCAGGCAAAUGAGGUGGUCGCGGGGCUUCCAUGGGUGAAGAAUGUUAGUGUGACAAUGUCAGCACAGCCAGCUAAACCUAUGUACGGGGCGAUGCUUCCUCCUGGAUUACAGACCAUUUCGAAUAUCAUUGCAGUUUCAAGUUGCAAGGGAGGUGUUGGGAAAUCGACUGUUGCUGUGAAUCUUGCGUAUACUUUGGCUGGUAUGGGUGCUAGGGUAGGGAUAUUUGAUGCUGAUGUGUAUGGUCCAAGUUUACCAACAAUGGUCUCUCCUGAAAACCGGUUGCUGGAGAUGAAUCCAGAGAAGAAAAGUAUUAUACCUACUGAAUACUUGGGGGUCAAGUUGGUUUCCUUUGGAUUCGCUGGACAAGGUCGUGCUAUAAUGAGGGGUCCAAUGGUUUCGGGAGUUAUCGACCAGCUUCUCACGACUACUGAGUGGGGAGAGCUGGAUUACCUUAUCAUUGACAUGCCACCGGGAACUGGUGAUAUACAGCUUACUUUAUGCCAGGUUGUCCCAUUGACUGCUGCUGUCAUUGUGACCACCCCUCAGAAGCUUGCGUUCAUCGAUGUUGCUAAAGGAGUUCGGAUGUUUUCAAAGCUUAAGGUGCCAUGCGUUGCUGUUGUGGAGAACAUGUGCCACUUCGAUGCUGAUGGAGAACGGUAUUACCCCUUUGGCAGAGGAUCAGGCUCUCAGGCAUGUAUACUUAUCAAACAAUUCUAUGCUUCCCAGUUUAAGGUUGUUCAGCAAUUUGGGAUCCCUCAUCUGUUUGAUCUUCCGAUCAGGCCAACUCUAUCAGCUUCAGGAGACAGUGGAGUUCCUGAAGUGGUUGCUGAUCCUCUAGGUGAAGUUGCAAAGACGUUCCAGGAACUUGGAGUUUGCCUCGUGCAACAAUGUGCUAAAAUACGCCAACAGGUUUCAACUGCUGUCACUUAUGAUAAAUCAAUAAACGCAAUCAAAGUGAAGGUGCCUGAUUCAGACGAGGAGUUUCUCCUUCAUCCUGCAACAGUAAGGCGAAACGAUCGUUCUGCACAAAGCGUGGACGAAUGGACUGGGGAGCAGAAGCUGCAAUACAAUGAUGUCCCAGAAGAUGUCGAACCGGAAGACAUUCGGCCAAUGGGAAACUAUGCAGUCCAAAUAACAUGGCCCGAUGGAUUCAGCCAGAUUGCUCCAUACGAUCAAUUGCAAACGAUGGAAAGGCUGGUUGGUGUUGUUCCCGUCAGUGUAAGCAGCUAAACUAGACACCUCUCUUCAUUCCCAUCAACUCUCUUGCAAGCUUUGUCAAACAUGAUGGUCAUAGGAGUGAGAAAGUUGCCAUUAGCACAGGCCAGUCUACCACAGAAGAGAGAGAGAGAGAGCGAGAACGAGAGUCGAGUCGAGACCGCCAUUGAAGAAGCUAACAAUUUUUUUCCAGUUUGCAUUUCUUCCGGCGGACUUCUGCCCUUCGAGGCGACGGGCGAUCGCUCGGAGAUUUAAAAUCUUACCGGCGAGCUCGUUGUUGUUGUUGUUGUUUCUAAUCUUUCGUUUUCUUCAUUUCCCUUCGCGUUGCUUUUGUCAAUCGGGGGAAACGAAUUAAGCUGACUGGUCCCUGGAACCCUAAUUCCGUCUUAACGGACGCCAUCCGAGCUCUCUCGAAUUUCUGACCGGGGGAGGGAAAACGCUCGAUUUAAAGAGAGCCGGAGGCGGGGGUCGUGUUUCGUCAUCGGGUUUAUUUUGUGGAUUUUGAGAUGGUUGGGGGAGGAGCGAGCGGGAGGAAGAAUGAGCAGGCGGUGCUGAACAGUAACAAUGUCUUCGCUGCGCUCGACACCUUGAGGAAGAAGAAGAAGAGUUCGAGCUCCUCCGCUGCUGCGAGUUCCGGCAAGGACCGGUCUAAAUCGAAAUCGAGCAAGGAGCAGACCGAGGCGGCGGAGAAGGUGUUCUGGGCUCCGGCACCGCUCACGACGAAGUCUUGGGCUGACGUCGAGGACGAGGAUGACGACGAUUACUACGCGACUACUGCCCCGCUUGCGCCUGCCUGGGGUGCCGCUCCCGGUGCCAAGCCGGAGAAGGAGGCCGUGGAGGAAAGUGAAAGUGAAGAAGAAGGUCUUGAUGAAGUCGAUGAUGAGGUGGAGGAUGUGGAGGAAGAACAUGAACCUGAGCCUGCCGCAGAAGUGGAGCCUGUUAAGAAGCAACCUGAGGUUUCUUUGCCUCAGAAGGAUACAGAAAGGCAACUCUCGAAGAAGGAAUUGAAGAAAAAAGGGCUUGAAGAACUUGAUGCUGUACUUGCAGAGUUAGGAUAUGCGAAACAGGAGUCGACUGGUCAGGAUACCUCUGAUGGAGAAAAGAAAACCGACAACAAUGGACAAGCGAAGAAGGAAAAUGCACCAGGUGAGAGCAAGAGUGCCAAGAAGAAGAAGAAGAAGGAAAAGACCUCAAAAGAAGCCCACAAGGAUUCCGAGGACCAGUCUCAAAUUGCAAGUGUUGUUGGACAUGGGACAGCGAAUAGCACUGCCGAAGCCGAGAAGUCGGAUGAUGCAUCGGGUGGUGUAGAUGUGAAAGAGAGGCUGAAGAAAGUGGUGGCCAAAAAGAAGAAAUCAAGCAAAGAAGUAGACGCUGCUGCCAAGGCUGCUGCUAGUGAGGCUGCCGCCAGGCGAGCAAAGGUUGCUGCCGCGGCAAAGAAGAAGGAGAAGGCUCACUACAAUCAGCAGCCUGUGCGGUAAGCCGCCGGCUAGGAUUGGAAAUUCAAAACUGUCCUUCCGUUUUUCUUCUUUUCCGCCCCUUUCAUUCCAGAGAACCCAGAACUUCUGUUUUGAUUUUGACAUUUGCAAAUAAAC